AAGUAAUUUAGAAAAAAGCUCAGCGAUCGCACUGCAUGCAUUAACACACAACCACCCAUUAGGGUGGGAUAGGGUUAGAAUUCUAAGAAGUAAAAUAGGUAGGUGAAGAGAAAGGUUUAUUACUGAAUCCUUGUUCAUCGGAUCUACACCCAACACAUGCAACAAGAAUGACUCAUCACUCAUAUCGGAAAUAUGGAAAAUACUACUGCCAAUCAAGUCAGGCGAUGAAAAAUAAUGGAAUUACGUAAACGAAGGUAGAAAGUUGUGUGAAUACCUUGAUAUGAUUAUGAGCAAUAAAUUCUGCUCGAAACAUCAUCAGUAAAUAUUCCUGCAUAACACUGUGAGAUUUUAUCAAAUUAGGCUUUACCUAUAUUAGAUUUAUGUUGUUUUAUGAUUGACCGGUUCUAUGCUUUUAUCUUGGAGAAGUAGACUGACUCGGUGGCUUAUUGAAGGUUGCUAAAAGGGUGUUUGACCGCGUUGUUGGACAGUGUUAUUCGUGAGUGAAGAUGAAUGUAUCUUGAAAAAAGGAAUUUCUAACAGGUGAUCUAUCCCAUUCUUUAUUAGAAACCGAUGACGGUUAGACAUUUAUAAGAUAUAACUUUUUACAAGUUAACCUAUGAAAAAUAUAACCCUGUAAAAUGCUAAUUUUAUGAAACUUCCUACGAUUUAACUACUUUCCCAGAUAAAUUCCAACGACCCAUGAUGUGUUUGUUUCAAAAGCUGGUUCUAAAUUCAUGAUGGAUUUUUUUCACCUGGAUAAAGUCCGGUGUUCAACUCAAUCAGAUCACUGUUACGCAUUUGUGAACAAAGGUGUAGGUGAUGAGGAUGAAAAAAUAUUUAACUUGUCACCAUAUCACUCACAAGAAGAAAGUUUUUUAGACGUCGGUGGGCCUAGUACUGCAGAGUCCAUUGGAGAAAAUCUGUUUCAAAAUAUUCUUCAUGAUGCAUACACUUCUGAACCAGAGUUAAAUGAAAACAUUCAUCUUGAUCAACCUAAAGAUGUUUGUCAUACAUGGGUUCCGUGUGAAAAGAAGCAACUAUUAAAAAUCAUAUCAUCCUUAAGAAAAAUUAUAAGAGUUGAACACUUUUAUAGUUCUCAGUCUUCAGACAAUGAGCGUUUACAGUGUCAGAAGGAGCUUUGUGUUAAUCGAGCUGCCAAUAACUUGCGUAGAAUUUUAGCCGAACUUUCUUGGCAUGUCGAAAAAUGUUUCAGCCUUCAUUUGUGGUGUGUCAAAAAUCUUCCCCAAAAACUUUUAUCACUCUACGGCUUAGUUUAUUCUUUAUUAUGGCAAAAAAGCAAGGUCAAUCCAUUAUUGAAAGUUCUUAACUCAAUGCUACAAGAACGAUAUGCAGAUGAUACAGCCGUCGAUCAAUUCUUGUCCAGUUUACAUUUAUCUGACGAUGAUGUUGAUAAACCUAGGGAGACUACAAAACAAGAUUCAUUACAAUCGUCUUCAAAACCAACUGUUACUAAAUCUAUUCAUCCGAUAUCUUUUCAUCGGUCCACAUCAAAUGAUGAGAUAGUUCUAGUGUGCAUGACAUUCCCAGCACCUCGUGACAGCAGAAGACUACGCAAGUUACUCAAUUUACUCGGCGAAAUCGGACGAGUUAAUUUAGAAAAUCAAGAGGAACAGAUCUGUGAUAGUAUGAGACUUCGUAUUCGACUGUUCGUUCGACGUGUUAUCAGUGUGCUAGAUGAAUAUAAAAAUGAGUCUGUUUAUCUUGUUGGUUUUGGCGCGGGAACUCUGCUAAUGCUGUUGUCUACUGUGCACAUACUGUCUUUGGAUUCCCGUUUCGAUGGAAAUCGAGCAAGUAUAGGUGGAGUUAUUUGUCUUGGUGUACCAUUAUUUGGACUGAGGGGUAUGAGAGGGGAAAUGAAUGAUCCUCUUUUAUCUUUACCUUCCUUGCCAAUACUAUUUAUCUUGGGAGCUGGUAGUCGACUUGGUGGGUAUAAGGAGGCCUUAGAAUUCCGUAAAAAGUUAGUGGCAGCUCGACAAUCUCAAAUACUGUCUCGAAAUGGAGUUAAUUCAAUGAAUAUAGAAUAUGGUCAUAAAUCGAAAUAUCCAAUUAAUGGAUCUACUCAUGAUUAUUCAAUUGCAUCAACUUUUGAUUUACUAGUUGUAGGCGGUGCUGACUUUUUACUUCGAAUGCGACCGUCGGCAUGCAAACGUUGGUGUACUACACAAGAUAGAGUUGACUUUAGAAUAGUGAAAGCGAUCAAAAACUUCAUUCACAAGACGAAAAUGUUAUCAACAUCCUCCUCCUCUUCAAUGGAAUUUAUGUUGUCCCCAGCAGCGUCUUCUAGUGGGCGGCCACGAUUUGAUUUCAUUUCAACACAUCCAUUAUAAAAAUAAAGUACAAUCUCUCUUUCUCCCUAAUUCUUUCUAACUUUCAGACUGUAGCCAUACAUCUGUCGUAAAUGAAAAUAAUCUUGAGACUUAUUGAAUAUGUUAAAAUGCCUAAACUUAUCAUUCUUGUAAAUAAAAACAAUUCUGAAAUAAUAAUUGCAUCAUAUGAAAGUAUGGGUAAAAUGGGAUUUGAUUUCGUCAUCUACAGUAAUUAACACUUGAUUGGAUAGUGAGUUCAAUUCUUGGCGAAGUCAAAGUAUCAUAGCCAAAGUCAGGGUCUUUCCAAAGUUGACCUUCUCAUGAUUAUAAUGUAUUGGCUGUAAAUUUCUUCUUUAUGGUACCUCAUUGUUUAUUCCGAUCUUUUUAUUCUUGGUUUCCACAUUCGCGCAUUGUUCAUAUUCUUACCCGGAUAACUUCUGAUACAGCUUUGCUGUUGUGUUCUUAUUGACGCACAGUGACAGUCAAUUUGAUGACAUACAGUGUAAACACUUCACAAAUUGAGGUUUCAUAAUCCUAUGUAUUGUAUUUAUGUAUAAUAUAGUAUCGUAUCUAAGAC
Molecule: messenger RNA, 2904 nt
Organism: Trichobilharzia regenti
Lineage: Eukaryota; Metazoa; Platyhelminthes; Trematoda; Strigeidida; Schistosomatidae
Source: the annotation of a GenBank genome assembly